CAAGUAAAAGAUAUAAUGGAGUGUGCCAGUCGCAUUGAAGUAGACAGACACCCAGAUGUGCUGGGGCUGUGUGCAGAAGAUCUCCUUCCAUGGUGACUGACCACUGCCGACCCAGCCAGACGGGAGGACCGGCACUGUGACCCCAAUGGCCUCUCCCAGGACAAUCACCAUCGUGGCCCUCUCGGUGGCCCUGGGGCUCUUCUUUGUCUUUAUGGGGACCAUCAAGCUGACCCCCCGGCUCAGCAAAGAUGCUUACAAUGAAAUGAAACGAGCCUACAAGAGCUAUGUCCGUGCCCUUCCCAUGCUUAAGAAAAUGGGGGUCAGCUCCAUCAUGCUCCGCAAGAGCAUCGGUGCCCUAGAGGUGGCCUGUGGCAUUGUCAUGACGCUGGUUCCAGGGCGCCCCAAGGACGUGGCCAACUUUGUGCUUCUCCUGUUGGUCCUGGCAGUACUCUUCUUCCAUCAGCUGGUGGGUGACCCACUGAAACGCUAUGCCCAUGCCUUGGUCUUCGGGAUCCUGCUGACCUGUCGCCUGCUGAUUGCCCGUCAGCCGGAGGAGCAGCUGCUGGAGAAGAGGACCCUGGCAGUCAAUGGCGAGGAGCAGCCAUUCCUUGCAGAGGCAGCUCCAGAGAAGGGCAAAAUCAAGGUGUCCUAGUGGGGGACCUACGAGGGACACGGACCCUCCCAGCAGCUCUCUCUCUCUCUCUUUCUCCUAAACGCCUAAAAAAAAGAUUGCCAUUUCUUUUCUUUUGGUUUUGUAAAGGGUUGCAAUUUGGAGCAUUGGGGAUAAACUUAGUUUGCAGGCUAACCAAGAACUUGGCUUCUGCACACCAACCCUCUAGAGCUGCUCUCUCCUGUACCCCCUACACAUGUAGACAUGGUUUAAUUUUCUGAAUCCAGAGAACAAGUGUUUCUGUGUUGAGUGUGUGAGUGUGCGUGUGUGUAUGAGAAAGAUGGCUGAAUUGCUUAAGUUGAGCUGCCUUUGCAACAGCUUGUAUUCUUCAAGAGCAAAAAGGAGCACAGGGGUCCGAAUCCUGUGAUUUGCUCACUUCUCCAAGCCUAUCCCCUCUUUGCCAAGCUCCUAGCACUGGAGGGGAUGAACUUUGUCCAGAAAGGAACUUUUUGUCCUGCUUCACAAUGAGCCAAGCACUGCAUCCCACCCACCUCUUUCAGCCAAGUUUCCCCCCCAAAAAAUGCUGUAUGCCCCAUAAUAAACCCUGUUGAUUACCCAAACAUCUGUCUGUGCUGCUGCCAAAAAGAUCAGAGACCGUUCAUUGCCUGCCUACAAGUAAACGUGCUUUUCCAGCAUCCAGUCGCUCAGGCUUGAAAGAACAACAGGGUACCACGGCUGGGUGGGUGAGGGCUUGAAGCAAAGGACAGCCUCCUUUUCCCACUGCACUUGUCAAUCUGAUGAGCUAAAACAGAAGCAGGAGUCCCUGAUCAGCUCAGUUAGGGCUGCACUUGGAAAGAGAACAGGAGGACAGGGGGAAAUGGUCAUGAGAAAAAAUGUGUUUUUUAAAAUGUGUUGCCUUUCUUGGUAUUGUCUGGUUGACAUCCUCCGUUCCUCCCCCUUUUUUAAUUUAAAAUAAUAAACUUUUUGA
Molecule: messenger RNA, 1598 nt
Organism: Eublepharis macularius
Lineage: Eukaryota; Metazoa; Chordata; Lepidosauria; Squamata; Eublepharidae
Gene: TMEM35A
Product: transmembrane protein 35A
Exons: 3
Coding region: 146-652 (168 amino acids)
Biological process (GO): positive regulation of protein localization to cell surface; chaperone-mediated protein complex assembly
Cellular component (GO): endoplasmic reticulum
Molecular function (GO): acetylcholine receptor regulator activity
Source: RefSeq, a predicted model, not a curated record